Molecule: messenger RNA, 1524 nt
Organism: Exophiala mesophila
Lineage: Eukaryota; Fungi; Ascomycota; Eurotiomycetes; Chaetothyriales; Herpotrichiellaceae
Exons: 1
Coding region: 1-1524 (507 amino acids)
Biological process (GO): transmembrane transport
Cellular component (GO): membrane
Molecular function (GO): transmembrane transporter activity
Source: RefSeq, a predicted model, not a curated record
AUGGGUCGCUCGACAGUGAGUGCCUUCAUUCAGCACGGCAUCGCAGAUUCAAGUCACAGAGAACAGCAUCAAGAAUCAAGGUCGAAUCCGAUGUCAGACGAGGAUGACUCUGAGGCAACCGAGAUCGUCGCCGUGAUCCCGGGCGACGGUCCUGAGGCCAUCACAAUGCAAGAGAUUGAACGACGCCUAGUACGCAAGGUUGAUGUCCGCCUGUGCACCAUCGCUGGCAUAUUGUGCAGCCUGAAUCUCCUCGACAGUGGUAUUAUUUCUUCCGCCGCUGUUACAAGCAUGCCCUCCGACCUCGAUUUGCACGGAGACCGCUAUUCAGUCUCUAUAUUCAUCUUCACGAUCGCCUCAGUAUGUUUCCAACUACCCAUGACCGUCACAAUGCGUGUCGUCGGUCCUCGAAUCUUCUUCGCCACCGUCACCUGCGUGUUUGGUAUCAUCACCAUAUGCACUGCUGCCAUUACCUCCUGGCGACAAAUGAUUGCUCUCCGAGUCCUCCUCGGAAUUUCCAUGUCAGGCAUAUUUCCUGGGCUGUCAUAUCUUGUCUCAACUUGGUAUACUCGCAAGGAACAGCAGCUCCGUUUCGCACUUCUCCAGUCAGCCGAAGUCACCAUUGUGGCCACAGGAUCAAUCAUCAACUACGCCCUCAACCAACUUGACCAUCGCCAGGGGCUCCGAGGUUGGCAGUGGAUGUAUCUAGUCCAGGGUAGCAUCACCAUAACUUUGGGCAUUCUCACCUAUUUCUGGAUGGUCGACUUUCCCGACCAGGCAGAACAUUCCUUCCGUUUCAUCACUCUGGAAGAAAAAACGCUCGCCAUUUCUCGCAUUAACAAUGACCGCCGUGACGGCAGCAAGCCAGAACCUUUCAAAUUAAAAGCAAUCAUGCUUCCCUUUCUCGACCCUAAACUCUACGCUUUCAGCACCCUUUUCUUUCUUCUGAAUCUCGUUUCAACCGCCCUGUCCUACUUUCUCCCAAUCAUUCUCCAAUCAGGUAUGGGGUUCACAAGCAACCGCGCCAUUCUCCUAUCCUCGCCACCUUACUAUUACGCCGUGAUUCCCGCUCUUAUUACUUCAUAUGUUUCCGACCACUACCGUCUACGCUCGCCCAUCAUCAUAUUCAACGCCGCGACUCUGAUCGCCGGUUUUGUCAUGUUAGGCUUCUCCACCCAGGUCGCCGUCCGCUACGUUGGCACUUUUCUUGCCACGGGAGCCUAUGUUUCCAAUUGGGCUGCGCUGAACGCCUACCAAGCCAACAACAUCGUUGGUCACUGGAAACGUGCCACCGUUGCUGCCGCGGUUUCUGCUUGCAAUAGUCUGGGUGGCGUUGCGGGGAGUUACAUUGUCAGACAGAAUGAGGCUCCAAAGUAUCUCACCGCAAUCUGGAUCAGUAUUGGUAGUCAUCUUGUCAUGAUUGGAGUGGUUCUGCUUUGCACCAUCUGGUUUUGGUACAUGAAUAGCGGGGCAAAGAAGGGCAUCCGUUUGAUAGAAGGCACCGCUGCUUUUAGGUACACAUAUUGA